UUUCUAUUGACAAUAUUUUGAUCGGUUUAUAAAAUGUUUAAACUAUAGUAUUAAUUAAAUUAGGAAUUCUUGUAUAAUAUACUAUAAUAUAAAAUAUAAUAAUAAUCGAUGGGUUUCAUAUGUAUAAAUGGAUAAAACCUAAAAUUUGGUAAUGAUUUAUAAAGCAUAUGUUUCUUUUACCAGGCGUAAAAUUUCGUUUUUUGUUUUGCCCUUAUUGAUUGUAUCCUUUAUUUUUAUAAUAUACCAAGUCUCAAUAUUUGUGCAGCUCUCAAAUGACUCUAAAAAUCCAAAGAUUAUUCUUGUUAGAGGUGUUCACCCAAAAGAUUCCAGAUUUUAUGAACCAAAUAGAGAAAAUAAAUUUGUAUGUAUUAGAAGUUUAGAAGAGAUAGAUUUUAAGAAGGUUAACGAUGAUUACUGUGAUUGCCAGGAUGGAUCUGAUGAACCUGGUACAAAUGCUUGUCAGACUGGAGUGUUUUACUGUGAAAACCAAAACCAUUUACCAAAAUCAAUAGACUCAUCAAAGAUAAAUGAUGGGAUAUGUGAUUGCUGCGAUGGAUCAGAUGAAUGGAAAAACAUAGAUGUAUUACAAAACUUUAAUUAUGCACAACAAAAGAAGAUGCACAAAUAUCAUCCACGUUGUCCUAAUGUUUGCUAAUAGUGCCUUAUUAAGAGGUUCGAAUUACGGCUUUAAUUAAAUUUAGGCAUAUAUGAUUAAUGAUGUGUUAACGGUACAUAGAUUUUCCUUAUACCAAUUUUUGUAUAUAAUAAAAAUAAACUUUAAAAUUUGU
Molecule: messenger RNA, 788 nt
Organism: Diabrotica balteata
Lineage: Eukaryota; Metazoa; Arthropoda; Insecta; Coleoptera; Chrysomelidae
Source: the annotation of a GenBank genome assembly